This is a messenger RNA of Lutzomyia longipalpis, 1077 nucleotides long. RefSeq lists its product as uncharacterized. The record is from RefSeq and is a predicted model, not a curated record. The coding region runs from base 108 to 974 and encodes 288 amino acids. The transcript has 2 exons. NCBI's taxonomy places the organism in Eukaryota, Metazoa, Arthropoda, Insecta, Diptera, Psychodidae.
CCCUCUGCUUUGACAGCCAGCGCUCGCUCAGUUUGAAACUCACAGACGCUCCGUUUUUAUUUUCUUAUCUGAUUUUCCUAGUUUUUCCCAGUUUUCCAGCUUCCAAGAUGGGUUCAUCCACCAGUAAGUUCCUCCAGACGAUGCAGGAGAAGAAAGAAGUUGAGGAGAAGUGUGAAAUUGAUCCACGUUCACCAUCACUACACAUUUCUCGGACUCCAAUCAACGAAUUUCUGCUAAAGGCCAACAGUAGGAUUACCAAGGCACAGGAUCUGACUACGAAUAUUGAGACACCUCUCGGUGGAAGUUACGAGAGUAUUUCAACGAGAACAAAGCAACUUGAGCUCCUUGCGCUGGAUCCUCGAUCUCCUUCGCAGGGAAUCCAGAGAACGCCACUCUCGGUGGGUGUAAGUGAUGAUGAUGAGGAAGAGGAGGCUGCCCAGGAGUCAGCUGGAGAGAGUUUUGAAUCUGCUCUGUCCAAAAUUGACUUCAACGACGACGAUGGUGAUGGCAAGGAAGAGCAGCCGGAAAAGAAGUUGCUGGAAACGAAUUUUGACUACAAACCCCCGGAGGAUGCAGCACUAGUUGAGAAUACAAUUGAUCCGCGAUCACCUGGAUUAGAAAGGACACCAUUUGUGUUUGAGGAUGAAGCUCCACCAACAUCAGUGAUGAAGGAUUGUGAGAAUGCAACACCCAAAUCCGUGCGCAAUGUGGCCCCUGUGAAGGUGUUCCACGAUGAAAAUACCCAACAGCAGCAGCAGCAGCAUCUUACCCCAAAGCAAUUGAUUGUUGGACAGGAGGGCAAUAGGACACCGUUAAGCUGCUUAGCUAAUCGAGGAAUUCCCCGAAGCAGCCUCAAGACACCAGCAAAUUCCCAAAAUUUCCCAGUGAAAACCAUCGGCAGAGGAGGAACAAUCACCAAGAGUGCCACCCAGUCAAAGAUUCCUCUGCCAACCAGGAGAUGCGUUGAAAAUUAAUCAUUUUUCCUUUUAAAUUACAUAAUUAUUGUUUCUUUGAGUAAUAUUCUCAAUCAUUUUUCUAGACAAAAUAAAUUGAGUGAGAGUUUAAUAAAAAAUUUGU